CUUUCAAAACAAGCUGUCAACCCUCUCCAGCGCGCUUUUAUAAGUUUCCUGCUCGAAUAGUUACAAGAGAAGCCAUAGCCAUGGCACUCUGAGCCACUGCAACUGCAGUGUACCCUUUUACCAAAAUGUCUUGCUCCUUACAACUCUGCAGCCAAAGCCGCAAGCAGUUUCAGCAGUCCGCGUCCGUUCAGAAAUCCUCAGACCCUCCCCUGCAACCCUGACCGUCAUGGCAGCAGCCUACAGCCUUCCAGCAUGCCAGGGAUACCUGGCCACGUCACCGCUUACGCGGUCGACGCCAAUUCCUUUUGGCGGUAAACGCUUGACAAGCGGUCGAUCGUCUGCUUCGCAAAGGCCAUCGGGAGCUGGUGCGCUGGACGGCUUCAGCGACGGUGCUCGCGCUGAUGAUUAUUAUCAGAAAUACAGCCUCUCAGCUUCUGGCCGGAGGCGCAUGGUGGCAUCUUCGCCAAAAGCCGCGGAAACAAAGCUUCCAGCGGGCCCAGCGGCCUCGCACAACGCCCCAGUCACUUUUGGCUUUUCCGUGGGGCCAGGAGACGGCAGCUUCUCUUUUGCAACGCACGCUUCGGGAUCCUCAGCGUUCCGACCACAACGAACGGGGCUUUUAAGUAGGGCGCUCAGCGAAACAAUCAAGGAACACGACGCGCUUUCGCACCCUGCAGCGCCAAACGUCUCGGGCGACCCAUUGAUGUUCUUUCCCGGUAUUCCUCUGGACUUCCUGCGCCAAGCCCAGGCUGAGUUCCCGGUCUUCCAUUCGGAGCUUGUUGUAACUGCGUAUGGGCUUGCAGCGCGUGCGCACCAGAACCGCUUCCGCAAGAACGGGGACUCCAUGCUAAGCCACUGCGUCGAGGUCGGCAAGACCCUGGCCGGGCUUGGCCUGGAUGCGGAAACGGUUGCCGCUGGCUUGCUCCACGAAUGCCUGGGCGCUGACUUGUACCGCUCGCAGCUUGAGGAGUUCAUGCCGCCUUCUGUGGUCAGCGUCCUGGACCGCGUCAACACCAUUAGCGAAUUGAGCCGGUUGUACCGCCAGCACAGCAGCUCGGGCUCGUUUACCGAGGAGACUUUCAGGCGCAUGCUGGUCGCUAUGGAGGACGUCAAGGCGGUGCUUGUGAAGCUAGCAGACCGCGUGCACAACAUGCGGACCAUUCACAUCUUGCCGCGCGAGCGGCAGGAGGCGUUGGCGCGUGAAACGCUCGAGGUCUACUCGGUGGUGGCCAACCGGCUGGGCGUGUGGUGCUUGAAGGCGCAGCUGGAGGAUGCCGCGUUUAGCGUGCUGCACCCAGAGGAGUAUACCUGGCUGAAGGAGGCGGUGCGUUCGAGGCAGGACCCCGUGGCUCUGGAGGCCACCAUCAACAACAUCAAGGCCUCCUUGCAAGACCACGCCGUGGCGUACGAGGACAUCAGCGGCCGCCCCAAGAACCUGUACGGCAUCUACUCGAAGCUUAAGAAGGACGGCAAGCCGCUGACCGCCGCCUCCCUGGACACCGUGUACGACCUGAUGGCCCUGCGCGUUGUCGUAUCCACCAAGCACGAGUGCUACGAAGCGCUCCGUGCGGUCCAGAGCGUCUACCGCACCAUGCCCUCGCGCAGCAAGGACUUCAUCAAGGACAUCAAGAAGCCCAACGGCUACCAGUCGUUGCAUGAGACACUGUACGGGGAGGGCGACAACCCUAUUGAGGUCCAAAUCCGCACGCACAAGAUGCACUACAUUGCCGAGUACGGGUUUGCGGCGCACUGGAAGUACAAGGAGUCGCUUGACAGCGACGACGAGUGGCUCGAGAAGGAGACCCAGUACAAGCGCUGGCUGACGCAGUACAAGCUGGGCGUGCACGACCAGAAGGUGCGCCCGCAGGGCAGCCCCCCAACGGACAGCUCGCUCAAGUCCCUGGGCGUCGCGUUCCUGGACGCGCCCGCGGAGAAGCAGACCGACCUCUUGGACCCCUUCUUGCGGCAUGAGCGAUUCAAGCUGCAGGUUCCUGCCAAGAAGGAGAUCAGCGUGUUGCUGCAGACCUGCGACGGCAUCGAGACCAAGGAGUUCCCCUUCGGCACCACUGCCGAGCAGCUCUGGCGCGACCUGGGUCUCGGGGCGCUGCCCGGCUACGCGCUCACGGUCAACAGCCGGCCGCCGACGUCUGAGGUUGCUCUCCAAAGCGGUGACCUUGUGCAGGUGCUGCCGCUGGCCACCGUGUUUGGAAAGAGCCCGACCCUGGAGCGGUUGGAUUCGGUUGGUUGGUCGUUUUCGGCAAUCGCCGACAAGUGGGAUGACCGUGCGGUUGCCGCCGCCUCUGACAGCGACGGACGUGGGUACCCUGGGGACACGCUGGAGGUGUACAGCAGGGACGGCAUGUCUACCUGGUCGAUGGGCCCGCACUCGGGUGCCACUGUGCCCCUUGUGGGAAUGUAGGCUAGCUGGUUGCUCUGCCGUUGCCGUAGCUGGGGGUUGAAGCUAGCCACCGCUGCCACCGAAGCUGUCUGGUUGGGGCAGGAAUGUCGGCAGGAAUCUGCGUAGCGUUCUCUGCGUGCAUGUUGCGGACGAAUGCAGGCCUUACAAUGUGGAUGAGGCUUGACUUGUAUCACAGAAAGUUGAUUGGGUUCCCUUUUGCGUAGGGGCCCGUUGUACAAUAUGUUGUUGCGGCAGCACUUGGCAAACAACCGGAGUCAACGCGCGAGUUUGUACUUGGUUGCCUUCCUUUCUUGCUUGUCUUGUUGCCGCCGCUGUUGCUGCUGCGUGGUUGCUUCUCUCGGGGUGUCAGUCAAUGUGGUUGCUUUGCUGGCCCUUAUACUUGUCAAUAUAAAAUCGUUUCGGCAUGUCGUUUACGCCGCUGGUUGAGAAUCGUAUUAGAUGAAUUGGUCUAGGUCCAGGUAUUGAGAAGACCUUUAGCGUACUUUUACAUGAUAGCUUGGGGCGUGGACAGGCGUAGAAGCUAUGGGCGGCAAAGAAUGGAUGGACCCGUGCCAUGAUACGGGCACUUGACGUAGCAGGAACUGUUGACCGACUGUUCGCAUGUAUCAUGUAUUUGUUGGGCAUCAGGACGCCUAUAGGAAACGUUACAAACAUCAAUUGUUGCUUUCGUUGUGGCUUCGGUUGUGGAGGAGCACGGUACAACACGAGCAUGGAAAGGGAAAAUCGCGCUGGCGGCUGUAUAGUUGCGUUGCAAUGGUUUUGCUGUGAAGGGUACCCGCCGCUGCUUCCGUUUGGAAGUGGGUUGGGAGGAUGUCCUCACUGCUGUGAAGGGCGAUGCGGGGUGUUACAUUGCUGGUUAGCAUGGACCGGGCCAAUGGGCAUCUGCGGGUGAGGCAGCAGCAAGGUGUGUCCUUUCUUUGGCUCCAUAGAAUUUUAUGGGGCGCGUGGUUGCCCCUAUGGGUGCAAUGCACUAGGUGAGUCUUCCUGCUAGGGUACUUGACUUUGUGGGCGACUCGACGUGACGCACAGUUACCGGGUGAUUACAUAGGUUUACGCUUUAAGGACGCUCGCACAAUAAGCUGCGUCCUUGUGGGUUAGAAUGUUUUCAUUAUCUUCUUUGUUUUGAGAUUCGCCCCCCCAUGCAUGCAACGGCCUAUUGGUCGAGCCGUGCUGCUCUCCUCUCGCUCGCUUGUCCUUGGUGUUAAAUGGGCAUGUGGUACAAGACACACAACUGCGGUACAUGGUGCAAGGGGACGCGCUGCAUUCAUUUGUCUGUGAUGUUGCCUGGGAUGUAUUGGUAAUUCUUUCGGCCACAAUGGUGGUGUUCCUCCUGAGAAGAAAAUCCUUCUAAAUUUGCAGCGUUCCCAAGGCGUUCCAAGGGGUGCUGGUUAUCUAAUAAGCGGUAAAGCCGGCCGCGGCUCUGUAACACGCAUGCCACAUUAA
Molecule: messenger RNA, 3862 nt
Organism: Astrephomene gubernaculifera
Lineage: Eukaryota; Viridiplantae; Chlorophyta; Chlorophyceae; Chlamydomonadales; Astrephomenaceae
Source: the annotation of a GenBank genome assembly